Messenger RNA from Durusdinium trenchii, 2174 nucleotides. The record is from the annotation of a GenBank genome assembly. Lineage: Eukaryota; Dinophyceae; Suessiales; Symbiodiniaceae.
GUCUUCUUGAAGAUGAGCUGAAGGAUCCCGUGACCUGAUUCUGCGCGGGCCAAGUUUCAGAUCGGAUCAAGGGCUUGACCUGGGAGCCUCCUUCCGAAAUGGAAUUGGUCCCCACAGUCAUCCACUGAUGUUUGAUGGGGCUUGUCGGUGUUCGUGUGAAAGGGCCACCUUGGGGUGCUUGGAUGGGUGGAUGAGACUCACGAACUGGGAGCUCCAAUUCAGGCAACACAGCAUCUACUUCGGCACGUCAGGCGUUCACUCCCAGGCGUGGCGGCCCGGCACCCCGCCUCGCUCCGUGGCCUCGCCCAUGGAGCACCUGGAGCCGGUGCUGCAGGAGCGGCCGAUCGAAGGAAGCCCAAUUGGGUACGUGGAGACUACGACUGAUCUGGAAGCCUGUAUGGGGUGUCCCGAAGGAUUCCAGGAAAUCGAGCGGCUUGACGCCCUGCAACAGCUGGAGGACUCUUUGGAAGAGGAGAAGGAUGGUGUGGAGAGGGCCAGGGAACUGGCGGACAGGAUGAGCUCCAUGGAGCCAUUGUAUCCGGAGAUUCUCCGUGCCAGCACCGCGGCACGCGCCCUUCGCUUCGGCGCCUGGCCUUUGCGAAGGCCACCACAGCUAACGCCACGGGAGGCCACCAAGCUGUAUGGGCAGAGCUCGCUUGCAACGUCGAAGGACUUUUGGAGUCACAGUUGGCAUGGCCAUGUGCGGUGGAAGGUGGCUUUGUUGUUGAUGCUUUACAACGGGCCCGCGGCGACGGUCCUCGGCGCUGGCGGGGCCUUGGUGAUGUUUGUCCUUCACAGUUGGGCGCUCCUGCCUGGCUGGGAGCAAGCGCCCAAACGGGUCGGCAUGGACGUCCAGGUGACCUUGGUUUUUGCUCCAUGGUCUUUGCUGGUGGGUUUCAUUGUUUUCAUCUUGGUCCUCUUCAUGUGGCAGUCGCAGCGCACCAUCUUCCUGGAUCGCAUGUGUAUCCACCAAACGGAAGCCAAAACCAAGGCGGCGGGCCUCGUGAGCAUGGGAGCAUUUUUGAAGAACUCCGAAAAGUUUCUUCUACUUUGGGAUGACACCUACGUGUCUCGCUUGUGGUGCAUGCUAGAGUUUGCGGCAUUUCUGAAGAGUCAUGGGCCUGCCGCAGAAGAGAGCAUUGUCAUUAGGCCAAUGAUCACUGCUCCUUGUAUGCUGGGAUUUGUCCUUGGCACGGUCCUUACUCUCGCAAUUUGGGUUUCAGUGCCGCGGUUGACCAUUCCGAUCCUUCUCCUGAUCUUUGCGACACGCCUCGUGGGCUUCUAUCUCGCCGCCGGGGCGCUGCGCGAGCACUACCGCAAUGCAGAGAUUUUACUCGACCAGCUGUCCAGUUUCUCCAUUCAAGGAACCUCUUGUCAUUGUUGCAGCACUGGACACUGUGCCGAGAGCAAGCAGCGCUGUGAUCGGGUGAUCAUCUCCAAAUGUAUCGAGAGCUGGUUUGGCUCUGUCAAGGACUUUGAAGACAUCGUGAAAUCCUCUAUCAGGUCCAUGCUUUACCGACAAUUGGGCGGCAAGCUUUUCCCCUAUCGAUGGAUUUUAGCGAGCUCCUCGCCGAUCUUGUGGGGCUUCAUGGACAUGUCCUCUCCACGGCUCCGCGCAAAGGAGUGGCUGGAGUUUUGGCACAUCGUGAUCCUUGGAUUCGGCUGGUGGUUGUGCUUCUUCCCGGCAGUGGUCUUCUCGACCCUUUGGCUGGCUCGCUUCAUGCGUGCACGAGCCAGCCGGGCUUGGGUGGAUCAUCUUGCCACCUUGAUGGUCUCUUUCUGUAUCACGUCCGCCACGCUUCUGGGGAACUAUUACCACAUGGGUGCUUGGCCAAGAAUAAGGAAGUCCAGGUGAUGGGAAUCAGAUAAGCAGAUAAUCUGGAUCUUAGGAUGUGGAGACUCCAAACAUGAAAGCACAUAAUGGCGAACAUGAAUCUCCAAUGGCAACAAUCCAAAAGACGUUUGCUGCUUACAUCUAUUUUCUGUUCUGUGGCGUUCAGCAAAAUCAUGUCACCCAUUGUGUUGACGAGUGAAAACCGGUCGGAUUCACACCUCGUAAACCCUGGAAGUCCAAGACAAAUCAAAGAUUUGUUGCUGACCGGGUAGAAGGAGUUUCCGUUACUCCGGUGGUGCUAAAAGUAGUCUUCGAACUUCUGGGACCACCAGCAGGCUCC